UGGCAGUCUCCCUCGACUGAGAAUUGCAACAAUUUUAUUUCACUGGAUCAUUCUCCAUGAAGUAAAACAAGCGAGUGGCCCUGCAAAGCUAUAGAUGAAGUUACAAUGGCUCUGCUGGCUGAGGGCAGAUUGGAGCGAGAGCACAUGACCUUCACUUGCACCACUGGAGGCAAGGAGACCCACACCAACAAAGGGAUUUAUUACCAAAAAGUCAAACUGCUUCAACCAGAUGAAGAUGUCUGCUGUGUCCCCCAAAUCAAUGAGAGAAUUCGGUAUGCGAUCAUUAAUGUUGGAGGCAUUAAAUAUAAGAUGCCAUGGAUUAUACUUGACCAGAUCCCAUUAACACGUCUAGGCAAACUCAAAGCAUGUAGCGGCUAUGAUGAAAUUAUGGACAUCUGUGAUGACUACGAUGUAACCCGCAAUGAGUUUUUCUUUGACCGCAAUCCUUGUGCCUUCAGAACUAUUAUGACUUUCCUGACGGCUGGAAAACUAAGACUCCUCAGAGAAAUGUGUGCUCUCUCCUUUCAAGAGGAGUUAAUUUACUGGGGCAUUGAGGAUGAAAACCUGGAAUGGUGUUGUCGCCGUAAACUGUAUCAGAAAGUUGAGGAUCUAGAGGAACUGAAGAUGGAUUAUGAAGUGUUACUUACUGAAGAAUCACAGGGUGCCUUUGAUGACACGACUCGCUUGGGUCACUGCAUGAAGAACCUCAGGGACAUGGUGGAAAAUCCUGAUUCAGGGAUCCCAGGAAAGAUGUUUGCUUGCCUUUCUGUUAUUUUUGUGACAAUCACUACAGUAAGUCUCUGCAUCAGUACCAUGCCUGAUCUGAGAGAAGAGGAGGAGCGGGGCGAAUGCUCCCAAAAGUGCUACAACAUCUUUGUCCUAGAAACCGUCUGUGUGGCCUGGUUUUCAUUAGAGUUCCUGCUGCGAUUUAUCCAAGCACAGAGCAAGUGCGUGUUUCUGAGGACUCCUCUGAAUGUCAUCGACAUAAUGGCCCUUUUGCCUUAUUACAUCAGCCUGAUUAUAGAUGCCCUUUCAAUUGGCGGGAAGCCAAGCGGACCUGGAAACCUGGAUUUGGAAAAGAUAGGACUGGUCCUUCGAGUUCUGCGCGCUCUGAGGAUUUUGUAUGUGAUGAGGUUGGUUCGUCAUUCCCUGGGGCUUCAGACUCUAGGACUGACAGUCCAACGAUGCACAAGGGAAUUUGGCCUCCUUCUGCUCUUUCUCUGUGUGGCCAUGGCGCUCUUCUCUCCUCUGGUAUUUUUGGCAGAGAGUGAACUGGGUGCCAAGCAUGACUUCACCAGCAUCCCAAGCAGCUACUGGUGGGCAGUGAUCUCGAUGACUACUGUGGGUUAUGGAGACAUGGUCCCAAGGAGUAUCCCUGGGCAGGUGGUAGCUUUGAGUAGCAUCCUGAGUGGCAUUCUCCUCAUGGCCUUCCCGGUUACCUCGAUCUUUCACACCUUCUCGCGCUCGUACAUGGAACUGAAAGGUCAGCAGCAGCGCAUCUCAAACAACAAAAUCCAGCUGAAAGGGGACCCUAAAUCCCAGAACAGUGACAGCUCUCAGGAAACGGACAUCUCAUUUCCAACUGACUUUGGAGAUUCUUCACUUCAGAAAAACAGAAGAAUAAUCACGGAGGGUUGAAUAACAUAAAUCAAAGGACCUCCGGCUCUUUUCAAAUAGCAGACUUACUACCAGAUCCAAACAAAAAAAGUUGCUGAAACAGAUGUUUAUCUAAACAUAUUGUUAUUUGUGAUUGAUGUGCUAAUAUGGCUGACCUAAUGGCUAAAUUGAAACACAUGGAAGGGAGAAUGGGAUUAACCAUUUGUGAUGCUGAAUUUGAGAUAGGAGUAACCCUUACUGAACAACUCACUUUUAUAUGUCUGGUUUGGGGCGUUUCAAGUGGAAAAUUGAAGUAUCCACAAGUGCAUGGCAGUUAAAAAAUCCCAAUAAACUGUGAUUUUGCUGGCACAAUGCAUGUUCUAAUAUUCUACUUUUGUUUAAUUCUAGG
Messenger RNA from Rhincodon typus (whale shark), 2005 nucleotides. It is a transcript of the gene kcng2, whose product is annotated as potassium voltage-gated channel, subfamily G, member 2. The record is from RefSeq and is a predicted model, not a curated record. Lineage: Eukaryota; Metazoa; Chordata; Chondrichthyes; Orectolobiformes; Rhincodontidae. The transcript has 3 exons. Gene Ontology annotation, biological process: potassium ion transmembrane transport; protein homooligomerization. The coding region runs from base 106 to 1638 and encodes 510 amino acids. Gene Ontology annotation, cellular component: membrane; voltage-gated potassium channel complex. Gene Ontology annotation, molecular function: voltage-gated potassium channel activity.